UGAGGUAUUGUCCUUAAAUUCGCACUUAAGACUAAGCUAACCACUAAGGCUACAUAAGCAGAAUUCAAACAUUGUACCCAACGCCAUUUUGACACUUUCGUCGCUAAUUUAGGCAUAGUUAACUUAGUCUAAAAUUAACCAUAUUAAAGUAAAAGUUGAGUGAAUGGCAGCCAGUGAUAAGCCAGUAAUUAAAAAAUACUAACCUACCGUGACAUUUUAAAUUAAAGUAUCUUUGUAGAAUAGUAAGAUAAAUUAAUGUUUUCUUUAUCCUAACUAGACAUUUAUUUUCCAUGUGGCAAACUCACCCUUGAUGGAAGCUGAUAUACGCCAUUACUUAGUCCAUAAAAUGAAAUCCUUGUAUCUUGAUAAUUUUUCCAGAAAGACCGAAUUAUUGUGCAUGAGCUGAUUAAUUUUUCUAACUAACGGUAAGGGCACGCGGAGGGUUCAAUUAAAAGCCAGGUAAUCACCCGGUAAUCCUCCCUGAACGGAGGUCAAGAGGGAGAAGAAAAGCAGAACCGAUAGGAUACUUUGAAGCCAUUCACAACAUAAGUGAAGCAGAAGAACAGGAAGGACUGUGCUGUUCGACUUCCACUUGUUUUUUCACCAUUUAUAGUAGAGAAGUAUGUCCAAGGCAGGAGAGAGGACGGCCUCGACAACUUCGGUCGACUCAACUGCCAGCAAAGAUGGAGCCAGUAAAGCUGCUUCAGCUACAAACUCUCCAUCAGGUUCAGUCUCUGAAACACCAAAGAAAUCAAAGAAGUCCAAGAAGAAUGCAGAGAGCAUGGACAAAGUCUACAACUCCGUGCUCAACAGUGUUUUUGGGGCUGAGAGAGAAUUGGCUCAGGCUGAAAUAGAUGAGUUGCAAGAAGCCUUCAAGGAGUUUGACUAUGACCAGGAUGGAUACCUGAACUACAAAGAUGUGGCUGAAUGCAUGAGGACGAUGGGAUACAUGCCCACUGAAAUGGAGCUGCUGGAGAUAGUACAACAGAUUAAGAUGAGAAUGGGUGGAUUAAUGGACUUUGAUGACUUUAUUGAACUAAUGGGACCCAGGAUGAUGGGAGAGACCGUUAAUAUGUUGGGACUUAAAGAGCUCCAGUCAGCUUUUGUACAGUUUGACCAGAAUGGAGAUGGAAAGAUCAACCAAGAUGAGCUGAAGGAGGCAGUGAAGACUAUGCUGGGGGAGAAGCUAAAGAAGGGUGAACUGGAAGAGAUGUUGAAGGAGCUGGACAUCAAUGCUGAUGGCAACAUCGACUUUGAAGAGUUUGUGAUGAUGCUCUCCAUUAUCUGACCAUUGGAAAACACAACAACAUGGAAAAGGAGUUACUUCCAUCUUCACAGUGGGCAAAUUAUGUGAUAUUAAAUAUUAAACUGUGUUUUCAGCUUGAAAGUUGAAAAAGUGGUUGGAUUAAAACAGACAAAACCAGUACAGUUACCAUUACAUCUUUACAACUUGCAAACUUGUGUUUGUAAAUGUAGGUGUGGAGUUCUUCUACUCUGUGUGACUGACCAUGUAACUGUGUGAAUAAUUUAAACUGUAGUGCAUCAAUGUGGUGCAUAGUGAAUACUUUUUGGG
This is a messenger RNA of Melanotaenia boesemani (Boeseman's rainbowfish), 1573 nucleotides long. RefSeq names its product calcium-binding protein 2. The coding region runs from base 623 to 1288 and encodes 221 amino acids. NCBI's taxonomy places the organism in Eukaryota, Metazoa, Chordata, Actinopteri, Atheriniformes, Melanotaeniidae. The record is from RefSeq and is a predicted model, not a curated record. Gene Ontology annotation, biological process: polysaccharide catabolic process. The transcript is spliced from 9 exons. Gene Ontology annotation, molecular function: calcium ion binding.